This is a messenger RNA of Clupea harengus (Atlantic herring), 2799 nucleotides long. It is a transcript of the gene tm6sf2a, whose product is annotated as transmembrane 6 superfamily member 2a. The transcript has 11 exons. Lineage: Eukaryota; Metazoa; Chordata; Actinopteri; Clupeiformes; Clupeidae. Bases 311 to 1531 code for a protein of 406 amino acids. Gene Ontology annotation, biological process: lipid homeostasis; regulation of lipid metabolic process. Gene Ontology annotation, cellular component: endoplasmic reticulum membrane; endoplasmic reticulum-Golgi intermediate compartment membrane. The record is from RefSeq and is a predicted model, not a curated record.
GCCAAGCCUAGGCCAUUCGACUUAUUUCAUGGCAAUGAUGUUACAAAGUUCAGAGGACUUUGGACCUGUCCUGAUGCGGCACUCUACAUUGCCUAAUGUGAGACUGUAGGUCAGUCAGACAUACCACGAGUACAACAUGCAAUAGAACGUUAGAACAUUCGAAUAGAGCGCUGGGAUAGAAAUAUAAGACAUAGUUGCUGCGUGGUACAAGAACGCACGUGCUUGCUUUUCUGGCGUCUGCACUGCAAGGAGUGAACCCAGAAUAGGGACUUCAUUUCAGAAUCUGCUGGCGUGAAUACACAGCGAAAACAUGAAAAUACAUCUGGCUCAGGAGGUUGGAGUUUUCCUCUUGUCUUUGACAGCACCCUUUUUGCUGUGCGCAAUGAACAACUUUCCUGCCGUUCAAAAGUCUGAAGUGAUCCUGCCGAUGGGAGCAGUGGUCCUGCUGUCCGUCUUUCUUCUGCUCUACUUCACCAUGCGACACAAAAAGGCUGUGGACCCACUUUUUUAUGUGUGUUCAUCCCAGUCAUCACUACGGCUGGGCUGGCGGCUCAGGGAUGUGUGCCCUUUCUGCCUCGACGCUCGGCAGCGUCAGUGUUUUGCAGAGUUGUCAUUCACCUGCAUGGUUGGACUAACAAACGCACUGGAGCAGGAUGGCUAUAUCAAGGGUUUCAUGGACUUCUACCUGAGGAAGGGGGAGCCAUAUCUCUCCACAUCCUACGCCAUCAUGAUGAGCUACUGGGACGGCACUGUGCAUUUCAGCCUUCAGCUCCUCAUGGUGCGACGCAUGGCCCAAGGGAAGUCAUUCCGCAGCCUGGGCCUGUUCUGGGCUGGCUCAUCUAUAGCCAAUCAGAUCGUGUUCAUCCCAGGAAUUGUCAUUGGUAAAUAUGGCAGCAACAUUCUUCCUGCUUUCUGGCGCAACAUCCCUUUCCUGCUGCUGCCAAUAUGGUCUGCUGUAACGCUCUUGUGUAGGCCCAGAGAGCUGCCAGUCAUUCCUGCAGAUCAGGUUGCGGAACAGCAGAAGAAGAGUGUGUUGACCCGGCCUGUGGACCUGCUGCUGUCUCUGAUGUUGCUGGGGGGAAUGGCCUUAACCCUGCUCAGGGCUUUUGUGGUUCUGGACUGUCGAUUGGAUGUCUGUUUCACCUACAUCUACCAGUAUGAGCCCUAUCUGAAGGACAACGUGGCCUUCUCCAAAGUCAUGAUGCUGGUGUUCCUGUUCUAUGCUCUCCCCCUCAUGGCUGCAUGUGUGUGUGGGCUGGGCACUCCAGGAAGCAGCUGGAUGCUGGACUGGACUCUGCUCUUCGCUGGAGCUAUGGCCCAGGCUCAGUGGUGCCAUAUUGGGGGUUCUCUGCACUCUCGUACCCCCUUUACCUACCGGAUCCCUUCUGAUGCCUGGCGUGGGGUGAUGGGGCUUAAUGUGGCAUACGCAGCUGUGCCCAUCCUCCUUGCCCUGCGGUGUGCCCUCCGCCCCGCCUACUUCAUGCCCGCUGUGCCCAAAGGCCAAGCUGAUAAGGAAAAGAAACAGAAGUAGCGAACGAACAUACACAACUGGACACUGUGUGGGAGUGUGUGCAUAUGUAUGUGAGUGUGUGUGUGUGUGUGUGUGUUGAGGUAAUGAGACUCGAUGAUUAAUAUGCGUAUGUGUGUAUGUGUCUCUGUUUCUGGACUGCCACCUUGUGACUCCUGCCAGCUCCAGAUCCUUGUAAAGAUUCUCUCAGCUGUUGUGGUGUUGGCUCAAGGCUUCCUCUGGCGUUGGCUGUUGUGCUUCUGAACAUGAGUUGACUUGAAUCCAAAGAAGACGGCGUGCCACGUGGACCUCUGGACCCACACCAGCCGCUCCCACACAGACUCUGGUUUAUCUCACUCCAAGCUUGACUCAUGCAAGUGAUGUAAAACGACACCAGUCCUAUCUCUUUGGACUCUCACCUCUUCUUAGUCAGACAUGAGCAAUGAUGUGGAUUGUCUUUUCUUCCUGUGGCACACCCCAAUGUGACAACAAGGAGCGAUCUGCAUCACAGUGGCCCCCUCUGCUCUAUCACUCUGUAUCAGUGAAGAUAACGAGGAACGAUAACGGCAGAGGGGAUUUCUCAAGAGUGGUCAUGGAGUCCAUCCCGUACAAUCCCAGCUGGCCAAAGGGCCACACGAAGGCCGUAUUUCAAAUUGUUGGCUGUAUAAGCCUUUUUUUUUUGUUCUUGAGGAGAUUUGUUGUGGUGUUUUUGUUGUUGUUUUUGUUGUUCUUUUUUUGAGCAUUAAAAUGUUAUCUCAUUUUCACGCAAGAGGCCACUUUCAAAGUUGUUUGUGAAAUCCCAGCUCAGUCACAGAAAGCAUAUUUGAAUUCUAGAUGCUGGUCUGAAUCCAUUCAUACUUCACUGUAAUGUCACAGCUGUUCUGUUAAUGUGUAGUGGCAACUUUAGUUCACAUGAUCCCUAAGUGACGGUGAGGACACAGUCAGUGGGUCUCUUUGAUCUAGAAUGACAACACCGGCUAUAUCAGUCUCAUGACGUGGACUCAACCUUCCCCUGUCUUUGCUAAACUACCUUUGCUUUUGUUCAUAUCAGACUGGUUAAGUGACAACGACGUGCGUACAACAACAAAGUCAGAACAUCUAUUCAAAAGUGAGAUCCAUAUCCAUCUCUUUGAUUUUCUUUUUUUACCCCGAGCCAUUUUCAGCUCAGUGAAUGUCCUCCUCCGUGAUGGCUCACGUGUAGGUCCAUGGGUCCUCUGGUGACGGUGAUGUCAGCAGGCUGGUUGCUCACCAGGUCACCUUUGACUACCCUACUCCAGUGCCCUACUCUCUGA